Molecule: messenger RNA, 1430 nt
Organism: Capsaspora owczarzaki ATCC 30864
Lineage: Eukaryota; Filasterea; Ministeriida; Capsasporidae
Exons: 3
Coding region: 32-1264 (410 amino acids)
Cellular component (GO): cytoplasm
Molecular function (GO): ubiquitin protein ligase activity; zinc ion binding
Source: RefSeq, a predicted model, not a curated record
UUUCUGACAAAAUUACACAAACGCACCAAGAAUGGCCGAUCAACCUGCCUCUGCGAACGCUGCUGACGGCGAAAUCGUGGUUGUCGACAAGGCUUAUGCAGACAAGCUAGAGCGCAGCAUCAAAAAGGACUUGCGCCACUCGGCGAGCUGCGUCUGCACGUACAAGCAAGGUUACAUCUCACAACCCAUCUAUGCCUGCAAGACGUGCACGACCGGGCCCGAAGGCAGCGAGCCAACUGUGCUGCCAGCCGCCAUCUGCGAAUCGUGCGCCGCAGUGUGCCACGAGGGGCACCAGGUCUUCAGCCUGUAUGGCAAGCGCGACAUUCGCUGCGACUGUGGGAAUGAGCGCCAGGCGGCCGGCGGCGGCGUGGGGACGUGCAAGUUUUUCCCGGUCAAGGAUGGCGACAAUGUUGAGAAUGCCUACAAUGUCGAGCACAACUACUUUGGCCGAUACUGCUGGUGCGACCGAGCAGAAGAAGAGUCGACGCACAUGAUGAUGGUGCAGUGCACGCUUUGCCAAGAUUGGUACCACAAGGCCUGCAUCGACGAGCGCACCGCCGAGCACGGCGGCAUGCCGGAUCUCUCGCAGUUUGCCGCGUUUGUGUGCUCGGGCUGCGCAGACAACCACACAAUCCUGACUCGCUAUCGAUCAUUGUACCUGCUAGGUGCGUCUGACACCGCAGUCGCCAACUCGGACAAACCGGAGACGGCAGACUGCGGCCUUCCCGCGUCACCCGCCACCAGCGUCGGACUGAAGCUUUGCUUGUUCAUGCGGCCAGAGUGGCGACUGCGAUUGUGUCGCUGCGCGUCUUGCGUGGACAAGUACGCAGCUGAGAAGAUUUCGUUCGUUCUGACCGAACUGGACAAUUUCACUGCUGACGGCGAGCACGAAGAUGUGACCGAGCAAGACCUCGACGCCGAGGGCACUGAUGACGAUGACAAUGACGGGAACGACGACGAUGAGGACGACAAUACGCUGGGCCAAAUGGUCCAAAAUCUCAUCCAGACACUUCCACCUGCCGUUCGUACCCAGAUCCAGGCGAGUCCUGUGAUUCUGGACCGCAUGACUCGGGUCCUGACUGAGGAAUUGCGGCCGUACGCCGAGUCUGGCGAGGUGGUAACACCGGAUGUAAUUCAUCGCGCUUUCAGUCGCUUGCGAGAAAGAGAUUCCGAUGAAGGUUUCGCUGCGUCUCUCGCCGCGCGUCGCAAGCCAAGCGAUGACGACGAGAGCAGCCGUCCAACCAAGCAUGCACGUCUUGGUUAAUAAUGACAGCUUCUAAUAGAAGACCAAAAACCGCAACUUAACAAGUGCAUCCUGAUGUGAUUGUAAAUAAAAUGUAUGCGCGUUGAACAAAUUGCCCUUGCCAAUUCGAAAACAUCAACAACAACAACAACACUUCAAAAAUUUGGUCGCUUGUAGUACUGCAAAC